AUGCAUUACACAACUAUUCUCGUCGAUACUAUUGCACCCUUUUCUACCCUUGCUCUUCAAGUCUCAAGCACCACACCUCUGUUAUCUCUCGAAUCUGAAAUUUCAGCUCGCUAUCCAGACCUACCAUAUCACGCACUUUCCCUCGCUUCUCCUUGUGGCACUGACUUGUCUUGCGACGCACCGCUCUCGACGUUGACCAAUGGGGGCGACCUACUUACUCUCCGCCUUAUGCCGAGCCUCCUCGGAGGAAAGGGAGGUUUCGGAUCCCAGCUUCGUGCGGCUGGUGGUAGGAUGAGUAGCCAAAAAGCCAGCAACAACGAUAGCUGUCGUGACUUGAAUGGUAGGAAGUUGAGCACUAUCAAGGAGGCCAAAAAGAUGGCAGCAUAUCUUGAGACCGAGCCGGAACGCAAGAAGGCUGCUGCAGAGGAGAAACGUGCUAAGCUUGAAGCUCUGGAGAAGCAGCUUGGUAUCACGCCGGGCGAAAGCAGCAAAGAUGGCGAAUCCUCCGCGAGAGCUGGACAAAAGCACCGGUUUGAUGACACCGAGUACCUUGAGCAAAGUCGAGAAAUUACCGACGGAGUUAAAAGUGCUGUUGCAGCUGGUCUUCUUAAGAAGCGAAAAAAGAACAAGGCCGCAUCGCCUGUCGAAGCCACACAUACCAAGACCGCUGAACCAACGCCUGCUUCAGCGUCUACUCCAGAGCCAGCUACGACUGAGACGCCUGAGGAUGAACCCGCGAGAGAGGCGACCACCCCCGCAGCCGCUCCAGUUGUUGCUGCCAGUGCUUGA
This is a messenger RNA of Rhizoctonia solani, 789 nucleotides long. Its product is annotated as telomere stability and silencing. Gene Ontology annotation, cellular component: nucleus. The transcript has 3 exons. The coding region runs from base 1 to 789 and encodes 262 amino acids. NCBI's taxonomy places the organism in Eukaryota, Fungi, Basidiomycota, Agaricomycetes, Cantharellales, Ceratobasidiaceae. The record is from RefSeq and is a predicted model, not a curated record.